AUUAGUGGGAACGCACGAAAUCACGAACGAUAGCCAAUCGCUAGGCCCUGAAGGUGCCACACAUCACCAGUUCGUUAUCUGACACGGACACACGCACACAUACACACGGACAAACAGCGACACAUACGGCAGUGGCAGCAACCUCACGCAGCAGGAGGGGGUUCAGGGUACAGGAUUUCCCCUGUCAUGGCGGAUUCGUGCGAGUGAAACCCGAUUUUCUUGUCCCGACUUUUCACCAUCGAUCUCACAGCACACACACACACACACUCUCAAACAGUGCGUGAGUGCGUGCGGACGUGCACGUCGGAAAGGUGAAGAGAAAGGAGAGAGCGCACGGUGUGGUGGUGCGCGGCAAGAGACAGCGGACCGAACUUACAGUGCCUGCCUGCCCCAUAGAGGUGUGUACAGUGUGUGUGCGCGCGCGAUCCGUCGUGUGGUAGCAGCAGCACGCGGGACAACCAUUAUUACACAAUCGCCUGAAACGUAGCGUGGACGACGACCACGACGACGACCAUCGUCGUCAUUUGUGCGUGUGUGAGUUGGCAAGAUAGAGGCGCAAAAGGGGGUGUGCAGGUUUAGUGAACGCGUGGUCACGCAAGCGGCCAGAAUUCCGUACGCCACCCGUUUGUGAGGUGUGGGUUGGUUUCGGGUUAUUUCGUCCAAAGUGAAGUUGCAGUAGCCCAACAGCAUCAGCAGCAGCAAAGCAAGCGGAGGAAGAAGGUGGAAGUGCGUUUUCCAUCUGGUGUGUACAGCAGGCAAAAGUAGGCGCUAAAGUGUAAAAAGGAGAGCGAGAAAAACACACACACAUACACGCAUUAGCAGGCACGCUUCAAACCAACACUCACACACACACACAGACGCGCAGUCAUGUUCAUCAACAACACGGAAGCGCUGAAGGUAUGGCUGACGGCGGUGCUGGAACCGCUGUGCGAUGCGGAUCCGGCCGCCCUCGCCCGGUACGUGCUGGCGCUGCUGAAGAAGGACAAGCCGGAGAAGGAUCUGAUCGUGUCGAUGAAGGAGCAGCUGGACGUGUUCCUGUCGGAAGAAACGCAACCGUUCCUGGACCGGCUGUUCCGGGUGAUCAAGAGCGAGGAGUAUCUGAAGUGUGCGCCGGCCCCGGCAGUCCCAUCCGCUCCGGCUGUGGUGAGCAACGGUGCGACGGUCGGCGCUGUGCCAUCGUCCACUACCAGCAGCAGUAGCACCGCCCAAGCACAGGCGGCUUCCACGACACCCGCCGGCGCUUCCACGAACCACCAUCACGCCGAGGAGGUGACCAGCAGCUCCCGGACGACGAUUAAGCGCGAGUUUACGCCACCGCUGCAGGAGUCGUCGUCGUCCGGCACGGGGGGGCGAUCGUCGAAAGCGGUCGCCAGCUCGGCCGGCUCCAACUAUUCGUCCGGCUCGUCGGCAGCUGGCAGUGGUGGAGUGACGGCUACCAGCGGCUCGAUCACGUCGGAACGAUCCACCUCCUCGUCCCAUCAUUACCAUCAUCAUCACAGUGGCGGUGGUGGCACCAGUGAGCGGUCGGAGAAGGGACGCGGCAGCGAAACGACCUCUUCCAGCGGCGCACCAUCCGUUAGCAGCAGUAGCGGAGGAGCAGGAACGCUUGGUGGCGGUGCCAGCAGCCAAAAGUCUUCUUCCACCCACCAUCAGCAGCACUCGCCCAUCAAAGGAUCCGGCAAGGAUGAUCAUGGCAAAGAGAGCAGCAGCAGCAACAACACCCGCCGAAGCCGCCGGACGCAGAAUCGAUCGCGCAGCCGCUCCCGGUCCCGGUCGCGAUCGUUCGAGCGGCCGCGAGAUACGCGUCGAUCCCGCUCGCGCGAACUGCAGCAGCGUCCUCGGGGUGGUGGUGCUGGAGGUGGCAGCCUCGGUGGCAGCGGUAAUGAUUCAAAGUCCAGCGGAAGCCGUUCGUCCUCGUACCGCAACAAGUCGCCGCUCCGUGGAAGCGAUUCGUUCCGUCGGUACGAGCGGAAGGGGUACAGUGAUCGGCGUAACAGCGGUCCGAAUGCCAGUGGCACGAUGGCAGGAUCGGGCGCCGGCACGAAUGCAGCAUCGUCGGGAGGCGGUGGUAGCAGCGGCGGCGGCAACGGUGUAGGCAGCAGCCGCUCGCAAAGGAUCCGUUCGCACUCGCGCAGCCGUUCGCCGUCCCCGAACUCGGACCGUCGAAAGAUGGCCCGCUCGAUGACGCCGGUCCGUCAGGCGGCGGUAGCAGCAGCCCGAGCGGUGGGUGGUGCUUUGGUGGCGGGUGACACGGUGGCAUCGGCCGGUGGCGGCAUGGUGGUGGAUGGAGCGGCCGUAGUCAAUCCGGUAUCGGCGCUGGUUGGACCGCCCGGCGUUACGGGCGGUGUGCCGAUCAUUCCCGUCGGCGGGGUGGUACCGACGGUCGCACCCGUACCGCCACCGUCCGUCGGAGCGCUCGAUCGCGUGCUGAAUGCGGCGGCGGGCGAGGGAGGAGCAGCAACGGCCGUCCCGCUGGGCGGUGGAGGAGGUUCGGUGAAGCGUCAGCGGUGCCGCGACUUCGACGAGAAAGGGUACUGCAUGCGCGGCGAAACCUGCCCCUGGGAUCACGGGGCCGAUCCGCUCGUGCUGGAAGGUCUGAACAAUCCGGCCAUGAUUGCACAGAUCCGCGGCCCGAUUGCGGCCGAGUACAGUCCGGAUUCGCCCGCCCUGUGGAACAAACACCCGAACGUGCAGCAGGGACCACCGGGGAUGGGUGGAGGCGCCGGCGGCGGCGGCGGCGUGGCGACCGGUAUACGACCCGCGCUGGCCCAGCGCCUCGGCGGCGGAGGAUUUGGACCCCGCGGAGGACCGGGACCGGGUGGUAUGGGUGUACAGUUCCGUGGCGUGUCGCCCGGCUUCCCGAUGCAGGGCGGUGGUGGCUUCGCGGGCAAUCCGAUCGGUGCGACGCCGCUGCAGCGCGAACUGAUCUCCGUACCGGUGGUGGACGCGAACAAGGGCGGAGAUGUGUCGGCCGACCAUCGCAGCAAUCGGUUCGAGCCGGAGGAUGCGGUCGCCAUCGCGGACGCAGGGCCCAUGAUGAUGGGCGGUGGCGGCAAGCGCAAGAUGCCGAUGCACAACCGGCACGGACCUAGGCCGGGCGGGGGACACGGUGGCGGCCCGGGCGGCCCCGGCUCGAUGCAGAUGAUGAAUACGCAGCACAACUGCUCGCUGGAGCUGCGCAAGAUUCCGCGCGGGCUGAACGAGAUAUCGCACCUGAACGAUCACUUUUCGAAGUUCGGGAAGAUUACCAACAUUCAGAUCCGGUACGAUAACGAUCCGGAGGCGGCAAUUGUGACGUUUUCGUCGCACGCGGAAGCGAACGUCGCGUACCGGAGUACCGAGGCCGUGCUGAACAAUCGGUUUAUUAAGGUGUUUUGGCACACGCCACCGGCGGGCGGUGAUCAGCCGGCCAUCACGGCGUCGGCAAAGACGGAACACUCGCUGCGGAGGACGUACCCGAACCAGUACAGCAUCAACAACAAUCUAAGCUCGGCGGGUGCGACCGGCACGACACAGACCGGCCCGAUCGUGGCAGGCGGCAAAACGCUCCAAGCGAAGGACGACGCGAAUCCGUUGGCAAACGGGAACGAGAAUCUCGCACCGCAGCAGCAGCAGCAGCAGCCCGGUGGCCCGAAAGCACACGGUGGCAAUAACGCGAACAAGUACAUCAGCCCCGGUAUGGGCGCGCCGUUGCAGGGUGGUAACGCCGGCGGCAACAAAGGGGCCCGUGCGCAGAACGAAAUACUGCGCAAGCGGCAGGAACAGUUCACCAAGGGCAUCAACGAGCGGAAGGUAUUCCUGAUGGACGGGUACCUGAAGGAGCAGCGCAAGCUGCUGGAGCUGAUCGUGACGUACGAGGUGAGCGAUCCGCGCCGACCCCAGCUGAAGGAGUCGCUCGACGAGCUGCAGGUGAAGAUCAACAAUCUGCGCAAGGAGAUCGAGCAGGACCACCAGCUGCUGAAGGCGAAUACGGCGCGCGGCCCCGGACCCCACGGCCCGAAGCACAAGACGAAGGAGCAGCACGACAAGGAGAUGCUGGACGCGGAGCUGGAGCAGAUUGCGCAGGAAACCCGCACGUUCCGCACGCCGGACGGUCCGGCGGCGGCGGCGGCGGCGGCAACGAUCGCGCCCGGCCAGAAGGGACCGUACGGCGGUGGUGGGCGCAAGGGCGGUCCCGUUGGGCGGGUAGCACCGCCCGGCUCGACCAGCGUCGAUCGCCGCCCAACGACCAUCCUGAUCACCGGGUUCGUCGAGGAGGAGGCGGACUCGCUGCUGGACCAUUUCAAGCAGUUCGGCGAGGUGACAAAGCACCAGCUCGACAAGGCGGAACCGUCGCUGACGAUCGGGUUCAGCACGCGACCGGUGGCGGAGAAGGCACUCGCGCGCGGUAAGCUAUUUAACAAGAAAACGCUCACGAUAGUGUGGCAGACGACGGUGGCUGCAGCGGCACCGGGACCGGCGGCGGCGGCGGCAUCACUGGCCGGCGCAUCGGCUGGUGGAGCGGGCAUGACGGCGACAACCGCCGACUCGGGUAAGGAGCAGGGCGGCCGGGGCGACGGCAAUCCGCUCGUCCAUUCUAGCAGUGGCAGCAGCGACGGUGGGGACGGUGCGUCCCUGAAGCAGCACGACAGUGACGGUGCGGAUCGGAUGGGGCUCGGCAGCGGGGGCAGUGCGGCCGACCAACUGCACUCCUCCUCGAUGGAAACGCUGACCGAGACGGACGAGCUGAUCGAGAUGCCGAUCAUGGUGGAGGAGGAGGAGGAAGAGGACGACAUUGAGCCGGAACGUUCCUGGCGCCGUUAAGGGGCAGCGAGAAAAUCGACACCUACCUACCAGGCGUGAAGAUGGAAAUGUAACUUUCCAUUCGGUUAGGGCUUUUCGUUCCCGUUUUCGAUAGGAAUUAGCAGAGUGUGCGUGUGCCGUGCCGCGUGUUGCGUGUGUGAAACCCCCCGCUUUUUUAAAAUGCUAAAAUCCACUACCUUACAAUCGUCGUUAACUUCGUUCAUUUUUAGAUUGAAGCGUUUAUUUUGUUAUUAUAUUAAUUGGACGAUAAUUAAUGCUCUUUCAAUGCUUGGGCGUGUUUCUUUGUGGUUUGUUAGAGUGGCCAAGUCUUUUUUUUUUUAGCAGUAGAAAGUGGGCGCAAGCGGUUACGAGGUAGGAAUAUGCAUAUGCUUUAUAACGCAUAACAGUGUGGGUUCUUUUGUUUGUUGGUUUGAAAUUGGCACAGGCAAGAGUGGCCGCCACACCCCACAGUCGAUUAGGAAAAUAGAUGAUUACUUUUAUUGUGUUUGUUUUAAUGAAAAUCAGUUGCUUUAUUUUGCGAUCUGCGCGAUCUCUCGGAUGUUUUAUCUUUUCCUUUUGGUUCGGAUUUAAGGCGCGGAUGAGGGAAACCAACCACCAUGCGUGUAGGCGCUUGAGAUUGUUAGCUGCACGUGUUUGGUUGUUUUAUGAUGAACGUAUCCAUACAGUAGCAGUACACUGCCGACUGUUGCAUUCUUCCUUUCGUCCUUUCUUUUUUUUUUAAAGCUAUGAUUUGUGAGCCAUUUUAAAUUGCGUUCGGCAGUUGUGCGCGCUGCGCACCGAACGUCAACCAAGCGUUUGCGCUGGUGUGCGCAAAACAAAAUAAUAUAACACACGAAUCAAUGUUGUCGUUAGAAGCUAUCGGAGUUGUGUUUAAAAAAAGUACGUGACAAAAAGAGCACUUGAAAGGCAAGAACUAGAUAGAAGUAGCUGUUGUGUGAUGUAAAGAAAACCUUCCCCAAUUUUUGUAAUUGGUUUAGCAGAGAGAACAGAAGCGAGUCAAAUGCGUCUGCGUUUUACUUUAGAGAGUCGAGUGAUUAAACCAAUCAAGCGAACGAUACCGAAUGAUGAUGCGGUUACAUUGUAAAGCAAUUGUAAGACCAACUGCGCCUCGUUUGCUUUUGUAUGUCGUCGCUCGAAUUACAAUACGAAACGAUUACUACACCAACUGGUUAAAAGGAAUAAGACGCAUCUCUUCAAGCAGCAGUUGUAAUCCUUCGUAUCGUGCGAUUUCGGGCGAUGAUCAUACUAACAAGUUAGUAGUGGCGCGAUUGGUCCUCGAAACGUAAGCGUACGAAUUGUAGUAGCUUUUAAGUAUAAGCCAAACGAAAAAAACAACAUUCUGGAUUUGGCAAAACACACGAAAAAAAUGAAAAGAAAGAAAGAAAAGAAUGAACUG
Messenger RNA from Anopheles merus, 6199 nucleotides. Its product is annotated as zinc finger protein swm-like. The record is from RefSeq and is a predicted model, not a curated record. Bases 868 to 4803 code for a protein of 1311 amino acids. NCBI's taxonomy places the organism in Eukaryota, Metazoa, Arthropoda, Insecta, Diptera, Culicidae. The transcript has 2 exons. Gene Ontology annotation, cellular component: nucleus. Gene Ontology annotation, biological process: mRNA processing. Gene Ontology annotation, molecular function: metal ion binding; RNA binding.